Messenger RNA from Oncorhynchus tshawytscha (Chinook salmon), 3370 nucleotides. Its product is annotated as GRAM domain-containing protein 2B. The transcript has 12 exons. Bases 6 to 992 code for a protein of 328 amino acids. Lineage: Eukaryota; Metazoa; Chordata; Actinopteri; Salmoniformes; Salmonidae. The record is from RefSeq and is a predicted model, not a curated record.
AGACCAUGAACAUGGAGCAUCGGAGGUUCUCCCUCGACAGCUCAGUGUCCCUGAAGAAUGGUGGUGGAGGAGGUAGUCUGGGCCGUAGGAGAGGCAGCCGCAGUAAGAAGAGCAAAGAGAAGUCGAAGAGUCUAGAGGAGGCCCAGCUGGAGAUCCAGGAGCUGGGACACAGCCUGAACAGGAGCAACUCUCUCAGGUCAGAGACCAUAGAGGAGGAGAGCUUCCACCCGCCUGAUGGCGCCGUUGCCAAAAAUAGUUUUGUGAAAUACAACAAAACCUUCCACAAAUUCUUCCGAGACAUUCCUACAGAGGAGAAACUAACUCAUGUGUUCACCUGUGCCCUGCAGAAGGAGGUGUUGUAUCAUGGGAAGCUAUUUGUGUCUGUCAACUACGUAUGUUUUUACUCCUCCGUACUCCUCAAGGACACCAAGGUUGAGGUCCAUGUGUCCAGCGUGAAGGAAGUGAAGAAGCAGAACUCAGCCCUGUCUAUGCUCUCCAUCCGUACUACUGAUGGAAACAAGUAUUCGUUUGUGUCUUUGCGGAACCGGAGAGUGUGUUAUGAAAUCCUGCAGUCUGUGUGUUCACAAGCACAGCUGGGGGAGCAGGUGGAGAAUGGCAACAGCAGUCCCCACUUCUCAGGAGAGAACGGCGUUGAUGGCGUGGAUCGGGACAUAGACACAAUCUCCAGCAAUUCCAGCCGGGAGGACAGUGUGGAGCGGAGCCUUCCUAUAGAGGCCGUCUACUCUGACCUGCCCAGCAGCGCUGACUCGUGGGUUUGGAUUGUCACUGAAAGGGUUAAAACCCUCCUCCUUAUCAGAGAUAUGCGCAACCUCAAUGUCCUCCUAUCCAUCUGUCUGUUUCUGGCGGUGUUGCUAAUACUGUCAUCGGGGUACAUCGGUUUGCGGAUCGUAGCUCUGGAGGAGCAGCUGAGUUCUCUAGGAGCCCUGCCAGAGUUCUCCAUACACCUCAGAGAGGAACAGGAAACAGCCUGAAGAGACCUACAGCCAGGGAGGAUUGGCUAUUUGGAUAUUCUGGCAAAUACCAGACGGGCUGGACCAUUUUUUUGUUGGGUGGGCUGGUUGAAAAUGGACACUAUAGAAAAAAAGUGUUGUUUUUUUAAACAUAGAAAAAGGUGACAUGGCAAGCGGCCUAUGAGCUUGUUAAGAUAACAGAUUUUUUUACAAUUUCUAUGCUAAUAUGCCCGUGCUUCUACACCUGCAUUGCUUGCUGUUUGGGUUUUAGGCUGGGUUUCUGUACAGCACUUUGAGAUAUCAGCUGAUGUACGAAGGGCUAUAUAAAUACAUUUGAUUUGAUUUUGAUUGGAGUAUAAAAAACAUUAAGAUGGCCCGGUUUUCUGCUAGGCUGAGGUCACACAAACUCACAUUGAAAGUCAAACACAGCAUCAGCAAAGAUGACCUGCUUCAACUCUGUCAUCAGUUAGACAGCCAAGAUCAUGGAUCAUAAAAAAAUGAAAAGGGUGCCUGUAAACGUAGAAAGAGCAUAUUCUACAUUGUCACUUCACUGAAAAACAUCCUAAUUUUGGGACAGCUAAAGAAAUGAUUUUGUCAAACAGUGAAGUGCAUUAUCCUCAUGAUUCCUGUAAUGUAAGUGUCUUCCCUGUGCCCUCGCUGGGGCCUACUGCUGUGGUGAGCGAGCCACUCUCCUCUCCUUCCAUGCACUCGAGAGAAACAUUUAUUCUGAUCAUAUAACAUUUCAAAAUGAAAUUGCGGGGGGAAAAAAACAGAGCUUUAGAAGCUUCAUCCAAUUGUCCCUGUUGAAGAGAGGAGGGUUUCAGCUUUCUGUCAGUAUAAUCUUUAUUUCUCAACUCUCAUUAGCAACUAUUUUACAAUCAAGACAUUUUAUAAGGCUUUGAGAUAUGGAGUGGAGUGUGCUCAAAACAUGCACCAGCAUAGGCCUCAUGGGUAGUAGCCUACAACUGAACGGUUUUUAGGACAUUACAUUUACGGUUGGAUGAAUACAUGGCUACUAGCAGUGGGUAUCACAGGCGGCUGGUGGCACCUUACUUGUGGAAGACUGCUCAUAGUAAUGGCUACAACGGAGUUAAUGGAAUGGUAUCAAACACAUCAAAAACAUUGUUGUUUCCAAGUGCUUGAUACCAUUCCAUUUACGGCAUUCCAGCCACGUUUAUGAGCCAUCCUCCCCUCACUAGCCUCCGGUGGUGGGUAAUAUAUUUAGAGUUUGAUCUAAUUAAUGCGUUUUGAGUUUCCACUUCCUCAGGUGUUGAACCACAAAUUAAUUAGCCUAUGAUUUUAGUUAGUGCACAUAAAACAUGUAAUUCAUCUCUCUGGAACAAAAAAAACAAACAUAUGGAUAUUCUGGAAUCCUAUUUUGACAGUAAAAUAGCAACUAUAGUCUAAUUGUCAACCCAAAAUUCAUGACAAUCACUGGAUUUGCACAUCAAAAUAUCUUGAAUCAUGCUUAGACAUGUUUCUUGAGCUAGUGGCGUGCGCAGUGGUGGGCCAAUGUGAAUGAAAUGGCAGAGGCAAAUUCUUUUCCCAGUCCGCCCUGCCUACAGUAGGAAGACUAAAUACCAAAGCCACAGUACAACAAACUACAGUAUAUAAAGGGUCUCAAUUAAAAUGUAAUCUCAUGAGCUGGGCAAUUGUUAAUGGGUCCCCGGUUCAUUUGAGGAGACAGAUCACUUAAACCUCAAAUAUGGAAAACCUUGACUUCACACAAAGCAGCUUUUCUUUGUUUGUUGCUAGCCUAUAUUUCAUAGGAUAUAUUGUUUUGUUUGUUGCUAGCCUAUAUUUCAUAGGAUAUAUUGUUUUGUUUGUUGCUAGCCUAUAUUUCAUAGGAUAUCUUUUUUUUAAUCAGUCAGUCCACUCCUAAAAUCUAGUUGGUUUACGGCACUAUUCAUUGGUCUCAGCUUAACUGGUAAUGAAUAUGUUGUUCUCUUUGGAAAGGAAUAAUGUAAGUCAGAAGUGACUUUAAUCUGAAAUUUGCUGGCAAAUUAAAUUAUUUAAUGACAACUUUUACUUCUUAAUUAAUAGAAUGACUCCAUGGCAUCUUUCUGUCAGUAGCACUAACAGGCCAGCAGGGGGCACUCUCCCCGCAAAACCAAGAGCAAUGAAACAGAAAUACUGUACACCAUGAUUAGUACUAUAUCAAUCAGUGUAGUAUACUUUCAAUGUAUACAAGUGUAUUUAAUAAGCCAUUCAAAAAAAUAUUCACAGUUCUUGAAUGUCUGUAAAUAAAAAUAUUGAUAGUUCAUACAAGGCACUGUAAUUAGAGGCAAGAAAAAGUAUGAGAAUCCUUUGAAGUUACCUGGAUUUCUGCAUACAUUUUACAUAUCAUUUGACAACAAUAGACAAACACAGUGUGCUUAAACUAAUAACACAUUGUAUUU